AUUUAUAUACUAUCACGGGGUGAAUGCGUGUGGUGUGAAUGUAAACAAUCUACUGAAUAUUGUUCUGAAUUCUCCAUUUAUGUGUUAAGCGUGGAAGGAGCAUGUUGUCGUUUUCAAGAAUAGUCCCUAGGACCCAAAAGGUCAUGUCAAAAGGAAUCUACAGCGGUAUACAAUCGGGAAGGGUGAUGUCGGAGUUUCCUGCACAUAUCUUCGGACAAGACUCAGUUUCGGACAGUAGGUCUUUCCCAGUUUUGGAUCACGAUAUCGUGUGUAUGGAAGGUCUACAGGGUGAGAUCAGGGAUUUGUCCUUAACCGAGGCAAGACACGUUUUGUCUCAAGCGGUUGAGUUUCAGAAUUAUGGACCUACUUUUCAGGGAACUCAGGAAUUUAUGAGUGGCUCAAGCAGCUUGGCAGGUUCACGAGCUACCCCGUCUCAAAUUGGUAACAUAAAUCCUACUGACGCACAUUCCUCGGUGCUAGCGGGUCUCAAGAGUCACGUCAGCUUACACGGUCAUAUGCAAAGCAACGUUCCAUUCCCUCAACAUGCUAGUGAAGUCAGCGGGGGCUACGGCAGUUACCACAAUAUGCCCGGUGGCAGCGAUCGCUUGCUCGACAAGUUUGUGUCUGGAAGUUUGCAGAACUGCCACCAAUCACGGCAAUUUUCAAUGUCUUCUAAGCUUAGUGUAACACAGCAAGGAGCCCAGGAGGCAUUUCUGGAAGAUCAAAUGCUGACAGACCCAUCACCCCAGGGAAUUCAGGGAGACAACUGUGUGAGCUUCAAACUCUGGAUGGAAAAUUGUCAGAGGUAUAACUUACCAAACUGUGAUGAACAGCUGAAAUCUCUUAAGGAGGGUCGAAAGACACUGGCAGAAGUGUUUCAAGAGCAACAAGAGAUUAUAAGACUUGUAGCUGAAGAUUAUAAAAGAAAACAAUCUCAAGAACGCAUGGCAGCAGAAACCAAUGCUCAAGGACCGCAAGAUUAUUAUGGGUACUCGUUUGAGUUCAGCCAUAAUGAUCCAUGCCCCCAGGGUCUUCAAGGGGAUGACUGCGCUACUUAUAAAGUUUGGGCUAAUAACUGCAAAGCGUUUGGCUUCGGAGACUGUUCGCAGAAAGCUGUCGACAUACAAACAGGCAGACGGACAUUGCAGGAAGUCUUUGACGAACAGGACGAACUGAUUAAGAAAAUCGUCUCCAACUUCCAGCAGCGACGUCAGUUCAGUACAUCAGCAGUAAAUCUAUCUGAGGUGCGUACAGACAGGUCACAGAACUCUGCUAAAAGUAAAACAGAAAGUGUUCAAUCUCAAUCAGAAAAAUCUAAUCAAACGAGUGAAAACCCACAAAGCAUUCACCCCGAUACUAGUAAAGUAAUUAAAGAUAUUGAUAUUAAGUUAAGUCAGAAAGAUCGGUUGAAGCGCGCCGUGAAAGAUUACGGAGCUACUGUAAUCGUGUUCCAUGUUGGCAUCUCAUUGAUUUCUUUGGGAGGGUUUUACUUGGCUGUUUCGAGCGGGCUUGAUGUUGUUGGGCUACUGACGCGGCUGGGGGUCGGGGAGUCUAUCCUGCAGUCCCGGGUGGCGGCUGGAUCCACCACCUUCGUCCUUGCGUACGCCGUCCACAAGGUGUUUGCACCCGUCCGCAUCGCCACCACUCUCACGUGUACGCCCCUCAUCGUCCGCUACCUCCGGAGGGUCGGCUUUCUGAAACAACCACCGAAACCCUAAGCAGAAUGGUUCUACGUUUUACGUCACUGAUAUUUUAUCAAAGUGUGACAUCGGGCUAAGAACUAAUGUCACCCGCGAAACAGAAAACAUGUGUUUUUUUUAUGUAUAUAUAAAAUGAAUGACAUUAAACUAUUUACAGUAUAUUUAUUCCGGAUGUGGGCGGACAAAGACUGUUUUUUUCAUCGGAUGUGGACAUCGUUUGGACAUGCAAUACAUGGCUUAUGUUAUAGAUCAUUGAAAUCUCUGUCUUAAAAUGUGUAUAUUGUUUUCCAAGAAAUAAUUUCUGUGUAAUGAGAAUGGUAUAAGCACAAAUAUUCCAUAGUUUUAUUUCCAUAUGUUACCUUCAACUGUGACAUACGAGUAAUAAUCGUUUUCCUUUCACUGAAUACCUGAAAUACAUUACUAAUAAUGGCUUCAUAUAUAGAAAAUCAUUUGAUGCUUUUGUCAUAAAUGUAUACAUUCAAUCAGGGCGCGCUGUGCAUCAAUGCACAAUUGGUGUUGGAAUGCAGUCUGUGGGCAUUCGCGCAGAAAUGAAAUACAAACUGCGUUGUAAAACACUUCAUUUCAUGUCUUAAAUAUAUAAAUAGUUGAUAUUGGGUUGAUUGCUCAGAACUUGGUUAACGCUAACAACGUUGUUAACUGGAUCAUUGUUAACUGUUUAACGUGAAAUACUGUACGGUGUCCUGUUGUAUUAAGUGAAACAAAUAUAUCUGAAUCAGUUAUCUCAAUAUUUGAAAAGACAACUGCAGUCCAGUUUAUAACGUUGUAAGUGAUCUGAACAAUCGGCACAUUGGUUAUUAAUUUAUUUGACGUCGCUUUGUGUGAUAACACUUUCUCACGUAUUUAUUGUUGUACCCUAAUUAUGUAACUACGUGAAAUACGUAGUCUUAUGUUGUUUUCUUGUUCAUUGCGUUGUUCAAUUUUGCAAUAAUGUAUACAGAUGCUAUGCUUGCUAAGAUACUAUUUUUUUUGAGAAAUUGAACCAAUAAAGUAAUUAUUUUCA
Molecule: messenger RNA, 2721 nt
Organism: Mya arenaria
Lineage: Eukaryota; Metazoa; Mollusca; Bivalvia; Myida; Myidae
Exons: 2
Coding region: 102-1718 (538 amino acids)
Cellular component (GO): mitochondrion
Source: RefSeq, a predicted model, not a curated record